GAUCAAGACACAACUAAGAACAUUCGAAAAGCCGGUUAGACUGAGACUUCGCAAACGGAGAAUAGUGAAAUUCGCACAUAUACACACACAUACUUACAAAGGCUUCGAGCUAUAUAUAUGCAAUUUAUUAUUAUUUAAAUUAAUAAAGACAGAAGACAACAGUAAAAGAAUGUGGUGCAUAUUUUUUUCGAUCGUAUUCCUCGGCAGUUGCAUUUGUCAGAAUUCUUUCGCUCAGGAUGCUUUGCGUGGCAUUGUCUUUCCCGUGGAAAGCAGCGAUAACGCUUGCUUUGUGGAUGCUACGAAAAGGGUGCGCGGCACUUGCAAAAAUCUUGCCGAAUGUGGUUCAGCAUUGCGGCGUUGGAAGAAUCAAAAUAUACGUCCACAAACUUGUUAUUUCAAUAAAUUCGAGCAUAUUGUGUGCUGUGAAAUCGAACGAAGUCCCAUAUUGGAGCCGAUUUUAUAUAUGAAGCCGAUGCAAGUGAAAAGACGAAGUGAAAUGGAAUGUGAAUCCUAUCAAGGCACUGUGCAUUUAACUGUCGUGAAUGGUGAAGCAGCAAAACGUAAUGAAUUCCCCUACAUGGCUGCUCUGGGUUGGCUAUCGAAUACCGAUAAAAGCAGUUCCUUCUUUUACUGCGCCGGUGUGCUAAUAUCGCCGAAAUACGUAUUGACAGCGGCACAUUGCACCGGAUUAGGCGGUCAAUCGCCUACGGUGGUACGCAUCGGUGGCUCGAGUCUCAACGAUCCCCAAACCCCAAAUAUACCAAUAAAGAGAGUCAUAGUGCAUCCGGGUUUUCGCAGCGGCUCUUCAUAUAAUGACAUUGCAUUGUUAGAACUGGUCCAAGAAGCAAGAGAAACUCCUGCUUGCUUGUGGACCCAGUACGAUGCUCCUCAUAAUAAUGUGACAGCACUUGGCUACGGGCACACACAAUUUGCUGGCACCAACUCUAAUGUCUUGCAAAAAGCUGUCUUAUUUCUGGUACCCAACGAUAUAUGCUUACGUUACUAUAUGCCAGAUGAGAAUAUAUUGCAGCAGGGCUUGGCCAAUACGCAGAUAUGCGCUGGCGAUCAGGAGAAUCGUCGGGAUACGUGUCAGGGCGACUCCGGUGGUCCGCUGAUCAUGAAAAUCGAUCGUGACGAAACGUAUUCGUACGUCGUAGGCAUAACAUCGUUUGGCCAGGCUUGUGGCGGGGCUCCGCCAGGUAUUUACUCACGCGUCUCCGCGUACAUUGAUUGGAUAGAGGAUAUUGUGUGGCCAAUAGCACAGCUGAGUGGUUUUGGGGUUAGCGGUUGAAGAUUUAGCCGCAAAAUUGAGUAGAGAGAGGCCUACCUUUACAUAUACAUAUAAUUUCGUAUUAAGUUCAGAGAUUUUAUCAACAAUGUUUUAAUUUUAGGUUAUUUUGUUUUUGAAAGUACAAUUAGAAAAAAGUAUUAUUUAUGAAAUGCUCUUAUUACAUGCGCGUUAUAGCAUAAUCAUAAAAUAUAUGAGUAUAUACAGAGUUGCCAUAAAAG
Messenger RNA from Anastrepha obliqua, 1509 nucleotides. RefSeq names its product serine protease snake (gene spirit). Gene Ontology annotation, molecular function: serine-type endopeptidase activity. Gene Ontology annotation, biological process: proteolysis. The transcript has 8 exons. The coding region runs from base 170 to 1291 and encodes 373 amino acids. Lineage: Eukaryota; Metazoa; Arthropoda; Insecta; Diptera; Tephritidae. The record is from RefSeq and is a predicted model, not a curated record.